Messenger RNA from Choloepus didactylus (southern two-toed sloth), 1516 nucleotides. RefSeq names its product ral guanine nucleotide dissociation stimulator-like. The transcript is spliced from 2 exons. The record is from RefSeq and is a predicted model, not a curated record. Lineage: Eukaryota; Metazoa; Chordata; Mammalia; Pilosa; Megalonychidae. The coding region runs from base 675 to 965 and encodes 96 amino acids. Gene Ontology annotation, biological process: signal transduction.
UGCCAUGUUACACACGUGCCUUUCUCUACUUCCCUUGUCACCUGGGACUCGGGUGGUUGUAACUAAGCUGUCACUUGUGUGACUCUUUGCCUGAGUCUGGUUGGUGCCCAGGCACUCGGGGUGAGGCCGCUGGGGUGUGUCCCCUGAACCAGCACAGGCCUGGUGUGUGGUAGCCCUGUGGGUGUCCAGCUCCCCCUCCUCACUGACACCCAGGCUUGGACUAGAUGUCUUUCUCGGAGUUCACUCACAUUGUGAUCCUGGAGGGGCCUGUUCAGCAGGGCUGGUCCUUGAGUGCAAAGAAUAGCUCAGUGUGGUGGGAGGAGCUCACAGAGAGUGUCCACAUCCGUCUCCAGCACCAUCCUCUAUGGAGGCCUCUGUCCCUGGGGCCCUUGAGGUGGAGGAGCUGUGCAGACUGAGGACCCAGAGGGGAGGGGCUCUAUCCUGCUGAGGGAGCUAUAAGACAGAUGUGUAUUUCUUGAAGGUGAUGGGGAAGGAAUAAUUGGAAAACACACCCUCAUUUCCUGGAGGUGGCUCAGGGGAGCAGAGGAAAGCAGUGGGGCCCCUGUCCACCCAGGCUGACUGGAAGCUCAGAGCCCUGUGUUCCCUGGGGAGACAGCCCCAGAGGGACCCCGGCCACUGCCCUUGUGGGAGUUGGCUCCACAGUCUGAGCCCUGAUGGCCUGUCCCCCCGACAUACCCCAGCUGACCUGCCAAGACAGGACCCGGGCCUUCAUCCGCAAAGCCUUGCAGAAGCAUCUCCUGGAGGAAGAAGAUCCAGAGGACUACAUGCUGGUGCAAAUUGUUUCACCGAAAAGAAGGAUGAAGAUUCCAGAUAGGGCCAAUAUCUUCUACGCCAUGGACCCUUCAGGCAAUUAUGAUUUGCUGCUGUCUAAGAAAACCUCCGCCAAGGGGAAGAAAGGGGAAAAGGGUGGCCUGUUCACCCUUUUCCAAGGGAAGAAGAAGUGAAGCCGCUUCUCACUGGCCCUGACAGCCGCCACCCUCAGGGUCAUCUUCCCAUGUGUAGCUGGUUGGGUGCCAUCGCCCUGCCAGGUGGGCACUUCCCUCCCCACCAGCCAGCUGAGCCCUCCCUGCCCUGACCCUUGUUUCAGCCCUGAACCUCUCCUCCUGCUGGCAUCUCCCUGCCCCUUGACAGCCUGACCCAGACUCCUGUGGACCACUCACUGCCCCCUCCUCGGGCCAUGGGUCCCCACACAUGACCUUCCCUGGGGUUCCUGCCCUGCCUCACCCCACUGCAGUGUUCCUCAGGCUGCUCCAAACGUUUUAUCAUCAGGACCUCCCCGGAGUGAGGCUUCUCCUCCCACCCAUCCCAGGCCCUCAUCCCAGGGAUUGCAGAGGCCUCUUCACUCUGUAAGGCUUUACCCAUUGAUGGAGGAAGCACCCAGCUGGGUGCCACAGACCUUAAAUCUGAAGCUGUGCAAGGGCCAUGCACCACUGCUUCCUGGGGUGUAUGAGACCCCUGGAGAUGGAGGUAGUGGGAGGGCAUAUUGGGGAGGAUU